GGGCCGAAACGUCGGCUCGGCGGUUGGCGCGAGUUCCAGCCGUUAGGCCGCCUAAGUAGCCAAUGGGCGUUGGCCGGUGGGGAGGGGGGGCGAGGCUGGCCCUCGCUGGCUGUGGCCCCGCCCUCCGCUUCCCCCACUCUCCCUCUUUCUCUCUCUCUCUCCCCCCCCCUUCCUUUCGCCGCCGGCUCAGGUGAGCGAGGCUAAAGGCGCGGCGAUGGUCGCCAUUUCCUGAGCAACCCUCCCCCCCACCCGCGGUGACGGCGCAGCGGCAUCAGCGCUGACGUGGGGGCGACGCGCGGCCUCGCCCGGCCCAAUCCCUCCUCCCCGACCUACUUUCCCCUGUGACGGGGGCGCCACGUACUCGGGUGAGUCGCAGGAGGGGGCGGGGACAAGGCGGGAGCGCGCAAGGCGGCCGGGUCCUUCGGAGGGGGCGGCCCGGGUUUUGAGGAGGGGAAGGCGGUUGGGGCGAGCUCUGACAGGCAGCUCGGAAGGGGCUAGGCGGGACGGCGAAGACCGGGAGAAGCGGGGCGGGGGGGGGCAGCAUCGGCAGCGCUCGAGGGAGGCUGAGUCAAAGCCUGGCUGCUUUCUCCCUCACACGCGAAGGCCGAAAUCAACGCGGCUUGGUUGUGACACCCAGAGACCGGCCUUACUGCCCCCCUCUGCGCAUGUGCAGAGUGGCCACCGUCUCACGCACCGUGGCAGGUUUCAGAAAACACAGUCAGUGCUUUUUUCCUUGGAGGGACGCAGACCCCAUGACAUUUGGUAAAUCUUAAGUUUGGCCUCAUUGAGGAGCAGUAUUUCAGUAUUAGGAGGAAAAUGAGAGUACCCCUAAAUAUAUAUAUAUAUAGAAUAAAAGCACUGAACACAAUAAUACUAAAAGUACAGCGCGAUCCUGUUUAGGGUUACAGUGGUGCCUCGCAAGACGAAAUUAAUCCGUUCCGCGAGUCUCUUCGUCUUGCGGUUUUUUCGUCUUGCGAAGCAAGCCCAUAGGGAAAUUCGUCUUGCGGAACGACUCAAAAAACGGAAAACUCUUUCGUCUUGCGCGUUUUUCAUCUUGCGAGGCAUUCGUCUUGCGAGGUACCACUGUACUUGAGGGGAAGCCCCACUAUGUCCACCUAUAGUGCAUAUGUACCAGUAAGUAUCCGUAGGGGAAUGGCUGCAGCUCAAGGGCAGAGCAUCUGCUUCGCAGGGCCUUCAGGCAGGGGUGGGAGAGAAAUCCCAUUUGAACCCGCUGCCGGUCAGUGCAGACAACAGUGACCUAGAUGGACCAAUGGGCCUGACUCAGAAAGUAAGGUAAAGGUACCCUCUGACCAUUAGGUCCAGUCGUGGCCGACUCUGGGGUUGCGGCGCUCAUCUCGCUUUAUUGGCCGAGGGAGUCAUGUGGCCAGCAUGACUAAGCCACUUUUGGCGAACCAGAGCAGUGCACGGAAACGCUGUUUACCUACCUGCCAGAGCGGUACCUUUUCAUCUAUUUGCACUUUGAUGUGCUUUCGAACUGCUAGGUUGGCAGGAGCAGGGACCAAUCAACAGGAGCUCACCCUCUCGAGGCAAGCCCUAGGCUCUGUGGUUUAACCCACAGCACCAUUCGAUGGACCAAUGGACCUGACUCAGAAAGUAGCUUUCUGUAUUUCCUUCCUAAAGGCAUAGUCUUCAACAUGUUUAUGCAGGAGUAAGCCCUGCUGAGUUAAAACAAACUUGUUCCCUAGUAAAACGUGUUUUAGGAUUGCAGCCUUAAUCCUGAGUUUGUGCUUUUUCUCCUCUGGUGUUUCCAUCUUUUUCAAGAGAUUUCCUGUUUGGUAACUGCUGCUGCUGAGGGUAGAGUAAGGACUUUAGUAGAAAGAAAGGGGUUAAGUUAAGCCCUGCCUUAGGCUAGAUAUGAAAGAGGAAGCAACACAUUAGGGAUGUGGAGUAAGAACUCACAUGGAGAUAAGAAAGCAGAGUUAUGGGGAGGUCUCUCCUUAGUGAUAGGUUUGGGCUUAUCACAUAAAUUAAGAACGAAAAAGGAAAAUUUGAAAAUAAAGCAAGGAGGGUUCCAUUGUGAUCCAGUGGCUGCAGUUGGCCUCUAAUAAGCAAACACAUCAUUCAGAAGACACAAUGUUAUGGUCUCACUGUCUGAUCUGGCCUUGGUCAAGUUAUGUUAUCAUAGCCUCAGUUUGAAGGCAAGAAAGGAAUCCUAGCAAUGAUCUGUCACACUCUUUUGGUAAGCAUGAGCACACAGAUUGCAAAGCAUAUUACAGUUUAAAUUUUAACAGGAUGAGCCUGGGAAAUGCAAUAUUUGCUGAUAGCAAAAGAAAGAAUACAUUCUGUGUACGGAAGGAAAGACAAUAGUUUACAAAACAUUAAAGUGUAUUUUUAGCUGAUUGGUGUGAUGUAACCCAAUGCAGACCCCCCUUAUAAAUGUUUCAUAGGUCAAGUCUUGUAAAGCUGCUUGGCUGUUAGUAUGAAAUAACUGGCUCUUCAUUGAACACAGUGGGGCUUCCUUUUGAGUAAGCAUGCCUAGGAUUGCUUUGUUUGACUGUUUCAUCUGUCUUCCAUGCAUACCCUGCCACAGAUUGUAGAGAAAAUGUAAGAAACAAAGGCACCAUAUUCUCCAGCAAGGCUGAAGGAAGUUGUCAAAGGAGCCACCAGUUUUUCUUUAUCUUGAAAUAGAGAACACUAGGCUUCAAUUAGAAAAAAGGGACUGUAUGAGGGGUAAUAUUACAAACAACCAAGGCAUACAUAAUCUCCCUUCAGACUGUAUAUGGAAAGCCUUCAUGCAGACCCUGGCUGUCAUCAAUAACUUUGACUUUCAAUUUUGUUGAUAAAAAUAUCUAAUUUAUUUGUUGCAGGGUGGUGUCUUUUAAAUACUGCUUAAAUGGAGUAAAAUAACUAGUAAAGGCAGCGCUUCUCUCUUCAUCUUGCCCUCCCCCCAAAAGCUAUACUCUUUGGGCAUAACAGUGUUUAGUUGUUGGUUAUACAGAAUAACAGAGCAAGUGAGACAGUAUCUGGUCCAGUGAAAGUAAUCUUAUACACAAAAACAGGAAACAUAAUUGAAAGUUUCACAACUUUCAAGGAAUAGGGUUUUUUUGCCAUUAUUUCUAGUGUUUAAACGAACUAGUACAUCAAAACAAUAGCUCAAGCCCUGCACUAAUUUUAAAAUCUAAAAGUAUAAAUGUAAUAAGAAUGGGGGUUGCUCGUGCGUAAGUUGCCGCCACUCCUGGCUAGGUUGCCUGGUUAAACCUUUCCUGUCCGGACAGCCCUUCACUUCAUGGCUGUCUCAGUCGCUAGCAGAAUCCGUCAGUGGGCGUCUCUUAAACCUUUUCCAGCAUAAAAGCUGUUUGACGCCAAGUCUCCUCCUACUCUCCCUGCGCGGAAGUCUUCUGCGCAGAGAGGGUGUGGGUAGCGGAGGACCCGUGCUCUCCCCGCUGGUCUCCGGCGAGGAGUCCUGAAGCCCCCUCGCCGAUUCCCCCAUCUGCCCCCCUUUAUCCCUGGUGUUACGCUGAUUUCCUUCCCCACCUGAUGAGCUGCCUCUCUCCCUGCUGGGCCCUUCUCCAGCAUCACUUGGGAGCCUAGCCUCCGCCUCUGGCUCCGAUGUCAGUUCCCUGACAAAAGGGAAGCAGAGGAAGGAAGGUACAGGAGAAAGGUUAGUUUUACAUGACAUAUUAGUGAGUUUCUUAAUAGGCAUUUAAUUCCAGUAGUGAUCAGGUUGAUCAUCCCUUUAUGUUAUUGCUGGGACAGAGGUGAUAUAGCUACGUAAUAGUCCUUGGUUCCAUGUAACAGUAAGCAAAAGGUGUUUGGGAACACAUAAGUCAAGAAUCAUUGCACUGUACCAUGUCAUAUAAUGAGGUUUGGAUUUUCCUCUAGAACAUGUUUAUGUAUGUAUUGUAACAAGAAACGUAGCUGUUUAGUGUACCUUAUACCUCCAUUGUACCUGGAUUAUGGGUAUGGCUUUAUUGGCUUUUUUGAACUUGGAAUGUUAAAUGAAACAACUGCUGUUUAGUAUGUUCUUCUGUAAAUAGUCACCUAAAAAUGAUGCUGUAUUAACUAUAGUUACCUGAAAAGGACUUGUUUUCAGCUAAAUGUGAGAUUCAUGCUUUUUUCAGUCAAAGUCACUGUAGUGAGGAAAAUUUCAGGCUGUGCAGUAUAUGAAGCUAUGUUUAGCAUUUUUUUCCUUCAUACUUUGACAUUUCCUGGACUAGGAUGCAGCUCCAUCACGUACAGAGAAGCAGCACAUAUGAUUUUUAUGUCAUCACGAGUUGAAGUGUGAAAUUAUGAAAUGCAAGGUUUCAGAGUCUUUGAAGCCACAAUGAAAAAUGGAGAGAAAUUUCUUUCUCUUGCACAUGAACAUGAAAAAAUACCCAGCAUCAAGAUUUAUAAACUACAUCCAUAAACUGUUAACUGCAAACAGUAUAACAAGGCUUUGCAAAAAUAAACAAAAAACAAACCUAUAACUUGGAAUAAAGUAAAAUUUUGAAAGUGUACUUUUAAGACAUCAUCAGCAUAAUGCUGCAUAUUCUUAUUCAAUUAUUCAGCAACUUUCAUUAUUAAACAUUUGGAUCCACUCUUGUUUCUAGUAUGUGAAAUAAGAUUCUGUGUUUCCUGAGAAUAUAUUCUAUAAAGUGCAAAACUAUGUAGAUUUGUUGUAGGAUGUAUUUUCUUGCAUCCAGGCGGGUGUCCCUCCCCAAAUAAAGGUUUGUUUCCAAAGUUUGAGGCUCUUCUUUGUGUUAAAACCCUUCUAUAUUUGUGCUGGGGAGUGUUGGAGGUGCACUCUCACUUCACAUGGGGUAACAAGCCUCCUAAACAUGUCAAAUCAAUGGGGCAUGUGCCCUACAAAACCUAUUCCAGAAUCUUUGGCCAUGGACAGAAAUUCUCUGGCAAGUGAAUGCAUAUUGUUUACCUGAUGUAUGGAAAAUACUUGCUGACAAAAGUUUGAAAACCACAGUUGUGGAGUAUGAAAUCUCCAAAAAUUGAGUUGAACAUUGUGGCAUAGGUACCUUGGAUCAUACAGUCUUCCUUGCAUCGCAAUUAAGUCUCCAAAACUCUUGUCAAAUCUUUAAUUCAGAACUUUAGCUAAGGUGCUCCCCCCCUCCCAAUUCUUCACUGGGUGAGUGUGUUCCAUAAUACUUAUAAAAUCUCUUGCGUGUGAUUGAACGAAAGCUUUUUUUCUCUUCUGCGCUUCUGUUCAAUAUUCUAGUGAACCUUGUGUACUGUAACAUUGUGAGUGUUGGUUGCUAUGGUAGUUAGUUAUGACAUCACAAAUGGAACAUAACUUCACUGCAAGGUUCACUAAGAGGGAGAGUGGUCUGGAGAAGGAAGAAGUCCUUAAAAAAAAUUCAAUCAUAAUGAGCAAAUGUGGCAAAAAACAGCAUGCAAGAAUUAACAUAAGGUAGCCAUUGUAUAAUUAGUUAUUGUUAAAAUUUGUUUCCGCACUGCAAAUAUGUAGAAUGUGUUUCAUGUAUUAGUGGCUCAGAUAACCUGAGGAGCAACCAAGCACAUAAAGAUCUUAACAUUUAGAAAGAAGGCUUUUCUUUAUGUAUUCAAUCUAAUGCUCUCAAUUUGACUAGCAACAAAGUUGAAAAAUUUAUGUCAAACUUUUUUUAAAAAAAACACACUCAUUUACUUGCUAGGCAUGUUUUUUUGUAGGAGCCAAUUAAUGAAAUGUAAUAUGCCGCAGGGAUCUAACAAGGGCCUAGUGUUGUACGACAUAUUUAUAAAUGACGGCUAAAGUAAUAGAGAGGAUGCUUAUCAGAUUUACAGAUGACACCAAACUGGGAGUGGUAGCUAAUAUCACAGAAGAUAGAACAAGGAUUCAAGACAAGUUUUACAGAUUGGAGAACCGGGCAGAUUGGAAAAUAAUAAAAUGAUUUUUGGUAUGGACAAAUAUAAGGUUCUGCACUUAGGGAGGAAGAACCAGCUGCACAAAUUCAGGAUGAAGGACACCUUGACAGCAGUACAUGUGAAAAGGAUCUGGAGGGGGCGGUCUUAAUGAGUCCACAAGCUUAGCAUAAGAGAUGUAGCAGCAAAAAGGCUAAUGCAAUUCUUGACUGCAUCAACAUAAGUUUAGGGUCCAAAACAAGGAAAGUAAUAGUACUACUCUAUUCUACCUGGUCAGACCCUACCUGGAGUACUGCAUCCAUUUCUGGGCACCACACAGGAUAUUUCCAAGCUGGAACAUGUGCAGAAGAGGGCAACCAAGAUGAUCAAGGGUCUGGAAACCAAGCCUUAUGAGUAAUUGCUGAGGGAGUUGGGUAUGUUAACCUGGCAAAAAGAAGGCAGAAGUGAAAUAAUAAUCUUCAAAUAUCUCAAGGGUUGUCACAAGCAACCUUGUUUUCUGCUGCUCCAGAGAGUAGGACUUAAACCAAAGGAUGCUAAUUAUGAGAAAGGAGAUUCUGACUAAACAUUAGGAAGAACUUUCUGAUGGCAAGAGCUGUUUGACAGCAGAACAGACUACCUUGGAAGGUGGUAGGUGCCUACAUUGGAGGUUUUUAAAGAGGUUGGAUGGCUAUCUGUCAGGGAUUUUUUAGCUGCAAUUCCUGCAUUGCAGGGGAUUGGAUUACAUGACUCUUAGGGUCCCUUCAAAGUCUACAGUUCUUUGAUUCUAUAACCCUUUAUAUCAUAUAGCUGCAGGUGCCAGAAAGCCAAGACUGCCACCAUCACGGUGGCAGCUGCAUCUCUACAUAAUUCACAUUCACACAGAUAGACACAUGUUUUGGGGUCACUGUGAUAACCUAGUUACCUUUGGGAUAAAGAGAAUUACAUGGUGCGUUACACUGAGACUUUUUGCAGACAUGUGGUUUCCAUAUAUGGAUAUCAUGCACUGCUUAAGAGAUUUUAAAAAUAUAAAGUGGUAUAUAAAUGCUUUUAUAUAAAUAAGUCAUGAUGUCCACUGAAAAAUGACAUUAAUAACUCUUGAUUUCAACGAGUCUGCUUUGAGUGACUAAUACCUGAUACCACCCAUAAUAAUUAGCUUCAUGUAUCCUAAGCUAAUUCUACAAGCCAAUGUUACAGGUUGAAAACAACUACAGUUCCUUCAAAAUAUUUCUCUCUCUCAAAAGAUUGACAUGCAGAAUUUACUAGCCUACAGACAAAACCUUGAUUUAGGAGAAACAAAGGCUGAAUGACUUCCAGCUGAGUUAUUACACACUAGAGUAGUUUCACCCCAGUUCCAGCUGUUUAAUAGAAUGCUUUCCUUUCUCCUAAGUGAUACAUAAAGCUAUUGACUUUAGACGUAUUUUAAAACCAAUGAAUUUAACAGACGUUUCUGCAAGAAAAACCUCUGUGUGUGUGUGUACCGGAAAAUUGUUUCAGACCAACGUGGCACAUUCAGCUACAACUUGUGUCCCAGCAUCUGCUGUGAUGUUCCAAGGAAUCAUGGAAGGCCCUUUCAUUUCCUUGUUGGCACUUCCAAAAACAUCUUCUCACCCAAAGGUACCAGUUUGGUUGCUUAUGCCAUCAUGCUGGUCCUGGCAUCUUGAAACGUACCGAGCAUAUGUUUGUCAAAGACACUUCCUGUAACCAUAAAUGGAUGUGAUCUUUUCACCUAUCUGGACAUGCCUUUUGGUACCUGAACAAACUUGGGGUUAUUGUGAGCUUCUUGUCCUUAACAGUGCAAGGACUCAUGUUUUUAUUAUUAAUCUUAUCUCCUCUAACUUGUUUUCUUAAAUACAAAAAGAAGAAAAUCAUGCUAUUUUAAAAGUAAGAGCAUAUAUAUUGUAACAUCUGCUAUUUUACAUAACCCAAGAUAUAAGAUAGAGACCAAAACAUAAUAUGUUACAUGCACUCCAGUCUCUUAGUAGUGAGAAGUUUCAGGGCUCCCAGCAAAAACCUUGGGUUUUCUUUUCUUAGAAUGAAGGUAAUUGGAGACUUGCGAUGCUAAUGUGAUAUAAGUCUUAUUUACACACAUACUCUGCACAAACCUGUGAUGGAAAAUUUACUGCAUUAACACUCCAAUAGAUCCUGUCCUGUUCCUCUUCAGAUUUAUUGGAAGUACAUAGAUUUGCUUUCUCCCAGAGAGUAAAUCAAGCCUCUGUGCCUCUUUCAAAUCCAGUUUCAAGGCUAUUGUUCCCUUUUGUUCUCUUUAACUGCACAACAAACCUCUUGAGGACACCACCUCCAGCCCCUGGGUGGAGAAUAAAGUUCUCUACCAGUUUGCUCCUAUGGCUGCUUGGCUAACUAGCUAUGCAAAGCCCAUUCCUUUGAACAAAUAUGCUAAGCUAAACUGGUCCAAUCUAUUUUUAUUUUCUUAGCAGUCUCUUUUUACAACCAAAGUCUCAGGGCUUGGGUGAUGGUUCAGCAAACCAGUUAACAGGCCUGCUAUUGGGACAGCAAUGAAGCCCAAGAGAUACACUACUAAAACUUGUAUACUCAAGUGUAAACCCUGUUGAAAUGGGGGGGGGGGGUCUUAUUCCCUGGUAAAUGGGGUUAGGAUUGCAGCCUAAAUCUAAUUCCAAUCUAUUUAUACUAGGCAAAAAGGUAAGGUAAAGGACCCUUGGAUGAUUAAGUCCAGUCAAAGGUGACUAUGGGGUGCAGCGCUCAUCUCGCUUCAGGCCGAGGGAGCUGGCGUUUGUCUGCAGAAAGCUUUCCAGGUCAUGUGGCCAGCAAGACUAAACCACUUCUGGCACAACGGAACACCGUGACGGAAGCCAGAGCACACAGAAAUGGCUUUUUAUACUAUGAUAAUCCAAAUGGACCCAGUUUAUAAGAAAGCCAAAGCCUCUGUGAUUCUAUGAUUCCUGGCACACUCACACAAUUCAAGUAAAUAAAGCAUGGCCCUUACAUUAUUGUAGCAUACUGCUUGGGCUGAUUCUGCUGUCCUGGGGUCUUUUAUAAUUUUAAGCUGACAACGUUCACUAAUCCACCACUUUUCUCAGCUACGUCUCUACAGUGGUACCUCGGGUUACAAACACUUCGGGUUACAAACACUUCGGGUUACAGACUCCGCUAACCCGGAAGUAGUACCUUGGGUUAAGAACUUUACAUUAGGAUGAGAACAUAAAUCAUACGGCGUCAGUGGGAGCCACAUUAGCUAAAGUGGUACCUCAGGUUAAGAACGGUUUCAGGUUAAGAACAGACCUCUGGAACGAAUUAAGUACGUAACCAGAGAUACCAUUGUAUUGGUGUCAAUUGGUCCGGAGUCUAGUAUUUGUCCAACAGUAUUCUAGCUGAAGUAAAUUAGUUUGCAACCUAAGUUCUAAGUUCCAUUCUUCUGUAGGAUGUAAACAAUUCAGUAAUAGUCUGAAAGGAGACCACAGAAUCUUAUAGGCAGCAAUACUCUUAAUACAACCCACAUACCCUUCCAGUAUUUGGGGGCAACUGUAUAGUCCCACCAACUUCUUUAAAAAUAUACGGUAACUAUAUUUGUAUGCUACUUGGGUGCUAAAAAGCUUUAAAUAAAUAACAUUUCCCAAAGAAAUAAUAAUUCAAAAGCAACAACCGAGAAGCAAACUCAGCUUAACCAACCAACCCACACACAAAAACACAAGAAAUACAUGGCACUGUAUGCAGCCCACCAAAUCUCCCUGGGGACAGCAUUUCACAGUUCUAGUGCCACCUCUGGAAAUUCCCUACUCUGAUCACUAGAAGCUGUUUAUUCCUGAAACAAUGGCAUAUGGAGGAAGGCCUUGUCCUCCAAUCUUAAAGUGGGGAUGGUGAACCCAUGGCCCUCCAGAUAUUACUGGACUGCAACUCCCAUUAUCCCCGAUCAUUGGAAAUUUUGGCUGAAUCUGAGAGUUGGAGUCUAACAACAUUUUAAGGGGCACAGGCUCCACAGGUUCCCUGUCUUAAAUAAUGGGGAGGACAUUCAUAUAUCAAAAGGUAGUGUUCCUUUAUUUGGGUUUUCAGCUGGUGAUAAAUGCACUGGAACUCUCUUGUGGUAUCAUAUUAUGAUGUCAUGCUUUAUUUAACCACAUAUUAAAAAGAAGGCAAAAAUGAAGAGAUGAAGUGAAUGGUGAUAGAGGCAUGAAUUGUUUCAUGUACUAUCUUGUGCAUUUUUCUCUCAUUUUUAGACAAAUGACCAUGGAAACAGGUGAAUCACAGCAAGAUGGCAAUGCAGCAGACUCUGUUGCAGAAAGUGAUGCUGCUACUAUACAGUCUCCAUCUGGCCAAAAUCAGAUAUCUACUAUAGCACAGGUAAUCUGACAUGUAACCUGACACCAACACCUAUAUAGUUAGCUACUGCAGGCAGGUAGAAGAAUGCAAGACUUGCCUGCAUACUUUGGGCUUUGGGGAAGCCGAUACAACGUUGGACCUCUCAGUUCAAAAGCCCACUUAGCUCAGUGGAAGGUCUUGUGCCAUUCAGCCUAGUCUGCAUUGCAGAGUUCCUGUGAGGAUAGAUUGGGAUAGAAUGGGGUACAGAGAUAAAUAUCUGAGCAAAAUGUAAAAAAUAGGUUUAGGCCUUUCUAGUAGUUGGGAUUCUGAUCAUAAGCAAUGCAUGAACUAUGUGUAAAAUGAUGGUGAAAUCUCUACUUACAUAUCCAGUUUUGUCCAGAACCCCCCAAGUACACGGACUCCAUCUCUGGCUUAGGUUAGCAGUAGGUGGCUAUUUCAUCCAUUCCAAGCCAGUGUUAGGAAUAUCUGUGCCAUGAGGGGCUGCCUUGUUGGGAACGUGGCCACUGUCCUUUGUAUGCAGUGAAGUUGCACCUUUUCGUCCUCAGGUGUUUUCUUUGGGGGCAAGGACUGAGAAGACAGACAUGGAUUGAUAUUCAAGGAGAUGAGACAGACUCUCCUUGCCUGUAACCUGCCUCUAUGUUGUUUUCAUCAUGUUUCUGCUUUUUUUUCUGUCCAGGAGGGCUUUUUAUGAAAAAGCAUUCACUCUGGCAGCACAAACUCCCCAGUGUGGUGUAGUGGUUAAGAGCGGUAGUCUCGUAAUCUGGGGAACCGGGUUCGCGUCUCCGCUCCUCCGCAUGCAGCGGCUGGGUGACCUUGGGCUAGUCACACUUCUCUGAAGUCUCUCAGCCCCACUCACCUCACAGAGUGUUUGUUGUGGGGGAGGAAGGGAAAGGAGAAUGUUAGCCGCUUUGAGACUCCUUAAAGGGAGUGAAAGGCGGGAUAUCAAAUCCAAACUCUUCUUCUUCUUCUUCUUCUUCUUCUUCUUCUUCAAGUCACAUGUAUUAUUUGUCUCUGGUUUUUAGUGCUAGUAUUGUAUGAGUUGUGAGCCAGGAAGGCCCUAUUUUGAAAUAUUAUCUCAGCCAUGGACUAUACUAGGCAGUCCAAACCAGCCAGUUUUGAGUUCAACCUCAAAUCUGCCUUAUGGGGAUAAUAAUCCUAACCUAUUUUACGGGGUUGUUGGAAGAAUUGCUGCAAUAUAUACACUGCAUACUCUGAACAAUUAAAAAGUGCUAUAUAAUGGUAAGGGUUGGAUAAUUUUGGUUAAUUGCAUUUAGGUUCCAUUGAAAUCUAUCAAACCUAAGUUCAGCUAACUUAAGCCCCAGUCCAACAAUUAUGAUACUAUUUUAUUUCUUUAAAGCUUAUAAUGAAACCUUUGAGACUUUCCCCAGUUUUAAAUAAAUACCAUAGAGGCUGGGUCUGACCUGGAUUUAAAUGCCUAUAUUGUACAAUGGAUUAAGUGUAGUUUUGGAAGUUAAGCAUUAACAAGCCUGGAAUACUGCGCAUAUGCAGUAGAAGCUGCAAAAUACCCAUUUAUCUGAAAUAAAUUGCCCCUGAAAGAGCUGAUUGUGUGUGUGUUUCUGACCAUUUCUGGAAUUACUCUGUGCAGUGCUAUAAAACUUUGUUUCCCAGUCUGCUAAAUUGUUCUGCAGACUGUCUGCUUCCAGUAAUAUAGAGUCUUUGCACGUAUUCAAAUGCAAGUGCCAUAGCUGGUUCCUCUCCUUAUUGACGUCAGGAUUGCUAGAACUGCUGCCACCUCCACAUGAGUAAUCAAGCAAACAUUUGUGAAUGUCAGAAUUGGAAAGGGUGCAGUUUUAAAAUAUUGCAACUAAAGCAGAGGAGGAAGCAAAUGCAUCUUUCAAAUAAUUUAAACUUGUUCAUUGUACUGUCAGUUUACCAUUAGAGAAAUAAUUUUGUAAAUCCAAAAAAAUAAAAGCACAGGAUGCUUGGGAGAUUCCUUGUAAACUUUCAAAUAUUAUCCAGCCAUUUUAAGAAAUUGAAAAGUGCCUUUAGUACUUCUCAUUGUGCAUGUAAGUUACAAGAGAGAGGGCUUUUUCCUGUGAUUCAUGCUCAGUUCUUUAUAUGCUUGUCUUACAUCCCAAGAGGGACGCGGGUGGCGCUGUGGGUUAAACCAUAGAGCCUAGGAUUUGCCGAUCAGAAGGUCGGCGGUUUGAAUCCCCGUGACGGGGUGAGCGCCCGUUGCUCGUCCCUGCUCCUGCCAACCUAGCAGUUCAAAAGCACAUCAAAGUGCAAGUAGAUAAAUAGGUACCGCUCCGGCGGGAAGGUAAACGGCGUUUCCGUGCGCUGCUUUGGUUCGCCAGAAUCAGCUUAGUAAUGCUGGCCACAUGACCCGGAAGCUGUAUGCCGGCUCCCUCGGCCAAUAAAGCAAGAUGAGCGUCACAACCCCAGAGUCGGUCACGACUGGACCUAAUGGUCAGGGGUCCCCUUUACCUUUACCUUACAUCCCAAAAUGAAUACACUGGGCACUUUUGGCACGAACUUUUUCAAAUAUUGUAAUUUAGCAUUACAAUAUCAUAUAGAGCAAACCAUUGGGCAUAGUUUUCUUCCUAUGCAGCUUCAAUAUAAGCAGCUGCUUGGUGCACUAAUAGCCCCCGUACAGUAUUUCCAUGAAUGAAAUGUUGUACUAAGAUGGGGAAGAUUCACUUUCAAGUUGACAUUAAAUGAUGGACUUGCUGACUCGCCUUUUGACAAGUUGCUAGUUCUUCUGUUCUUCAUUUGUAAAAUGGGUCUCAGAGCUUCUUUGUGUUCAAUACACAACGUAGUGUUUAAACAAGAAAAAAAUUAAAAAUGGUUUUUAUCAUUAACUUGCACAAAUAGACUGUCUAUUGCUGUAAAAGGACUACAAAAAUUAUUACCUCUCUGUCCCCAUCAAAGUUAUACAAUAUAGGACUGCAUUGUCAUUUCAACCAAAAAAGGCUCUUUCAGUUUUCACUGGGGUGAAGUACCAUGUGCCAGAACUUUAUGUGUUACAUUUCUGAAGCAAGAAGCAGAAGUAUGAAUUAUAUUUCACCUGCUAUUGGAAGCCCAACUGUCAUUGUAAUAUAUUGACAUCAGGCAGGUGCCUUCACUGUUCUCUUUUCAGUGCCUGCUAAAAACAUUUUUGUUUAGGCAGGUCUACCCUGACAUGUAGAAUAUUGAUGUGUGUUUUAAUCUGUUUUUGGCUUAUUGCUGAUUUUAUUUCAUUUAAUAUUUUAAAUAGUUGUUUUUUAACAGGUUUUCCUGAUAAUUUUAUUGUUUUAUUCUCUAGGUAAACUGCUCUAAAGUCUCUCUCUUUUUUACAAUUAAGCAAUGCAUAAAUUUGAUGAAAUAACUAGAGUGAUAUAAGCUGAUAUAACUUUUACUCUGUUGGAAAACAGCACAUCGUGUUUCAAAGGCUAAACCUUAAUUUCACCCUGGAGACCUUUUGCCAAAUCAUCAUCACUGGUAUGCAGGUGCUCACACUGCUAAUGUCUUCCUGUUAUUUUUCACCAAUGCAAUAGGUUUCUGUAGCGGGAUCAACAACUGGAAGAGGAUCUCCCUCUGUAACUGUAGUGCAAUUGCCUUCUGGUCAAACGGUCCACGUGCAGGGAGUGAUUCAAGCAACUCAGCCUUCAGUUAUUCAAUCACCACAGUUGCAAUCUGUUCAGGUUAGUUGCAUCUCUCUUAACGUUCCUGCAGGCUUUACUUAACCUUUACUUGGCAUCAUUGACUUCUAAUUUUUGCCCUAGCAAUGAAGAGAAGAGCUUCAUUGUAUUUCAUACCAAGGGUAGGCUGCCGGUUGACUCAUAUUCUGCCAUCAGGAGAAUAUAAAGACGAUACUUCUGUCUGCUUCUUUAAAGAGUGAUUACUUCACACCAGAGCACGUUGGCUUGUACCUUAUACAUACAUAAUGAUUGUCUCAUUGUUAUGCCCAUGUGCUGCUGUUUUUUCCCCUCUUUUUGUGUGUGGAUAAUCUAACAAUAUUGCAAGGUAUACAGUGGCCAGGAACUCUGCAUGUCACCAAUUGUGACAUAUAUGCUAGGAAAAAAUCAUGCAUAGAUGUGAUAUUUAGUGUACAGUAGUUCCUUCAGCACUAGUGUUACCUUUGCUUGGUGUAGUUUCUGGACCAAAUGUAAGGGCAGCCACAACAGAGCACAUUUCAAAAUUAUCCAAUUGUAAAGCACUCCCAGCAACCACAGUCACUUAAGCCUCCAGCGACAAUGAUGGAUUGAGUACUCCUAGAUAGAUUACAUACCUGUUCUUGCAUUUACCUUUUAAGCUCUCUGGCAUUAUGCUCUAUGUUUUUCUCUCUCUCCAGCUGCAUUCCUGCAAGCUGUUCUGCUCCUAGCCCCCUUUUGUUCCUUUCUCCCACUCUUCUUAUACUAUUAUAUGUAGAUUAUCCUCUCCUCUGCUGCCCGUCAAAGAUACGGUAUAUAUUUGCCAUUUACUGAAAAAAUGCAUUUCUACCUGCAGAGCUGUUUCUAGUUUGUCAUUAAUUCACCUCGAUGCUUCCUCCUUCCAUGAUCAAGAUUUUGCAUAUGCUGUUAGAGGCAUUGCUAGGUACUUAAAAUAACCAGGGUAUAGGCUCAUGAAAAAAAAAUUGCAUAUGCUAAUAUAUAAAUAGAUAGAAGCAAGUAUGGCAUCCAACACUCCUGCUAAUGGAAGAGACAUGCACUAGAGGAACAGAACUUUUCAUUCCUCUACUCAGCUGUCGCCCCCUUUCCCAGCCUCAAGAUAGGCACUGGAGAGCUGGGGGACACGCUGGAGAAAAUUUGGAGAUCACAGUGGGGGGAAGAGAGGAGACAGAUCUGGCACUGUGUUGGUAAAACACCUCUGGCACUGCUUUGGGUGCGACCCAAUAAUAAUAGGUGAUCGGGGAUAUGACCAGCACAGUGAUUUGAAGUAUGUCCAGCAACUCUGCAAGCAAGGUUUUAAAAAGUUGUGCUUUUUUUAAAAAAAAAAUAGGGGUGAUGUAGGCAGGGAAUCCAAGAUCCAGUGCAAAACACCUGAGGAUUCAGCCCUCUGGGUCACCCCUAUCAAUAGCCUUACCAUUAGAUGCUGGUGCUGCUGUCUUUAAUUUACAAAGCAUUGUUAAAUUUUCAAAGCAGUUUUAUGACAGUCCUGUGAGAUGGAUCACUGGUAGUAAAAUCUCCUCUGCAAAUCUGGAUUCCAUGCUGCAAGUUAACUCUUCUGAGUCGACUCCUAAGAUGGUUAAUUUUUUAAUGUUCAUAUUUUAGGUAGCAUCAGCUACAAGUGCAGAUGAAUCUACAGAGUCAGAGGUUGUCAUUGAUUCUCAGAAACGGAGGGAGAUACUUUCAAGGAGGCCUUCAUAUCGGUAAGCUAUAAUUUCGUGUUGUAACAAUUGGUGCCUUUCGGUUAAAAUGAGUCACUCCUUUCAUGGGCCAGCUGCUUUUAAAUGUAUAUGUUUUUUUACUUGUGUCAGAAAAAUUCUGAAUGAACUGUCUUCUGAUGCACCCGGUGUCACUAAGAUUGAAGAAGGAAAGCCAGAGGAAGAAGGAGCGCCCUCUGGCAUCCCUGCCAUGGCAGUGCCAACGAGCCUUUAUCAGACUAGCACCGGGCAGUACAGUAUGUAUCCCAUAACAUCAAACAAGAUAUUUAGCUUUCGUCCUUAAAACCCAAAUGUAAAUUGCAAACUUAGUAAGCUAGAUCUAUUGUGGAGAGUGGGGGGAAUAUUCAAGAAAAAGUCUCAAUUAAAACCCAAGUGAAAUUCAUGUUUACAUCAAUAAAGAUCUCUUAUAAUUUACAGUAAUGAUCUGAUAAGCAAAAAUUAAAUUUUGCUCACUUUGUUCCAUUCUGUUUCUUCAAAUCUUAUGCUCUUUAAUGUGUGUUGCUUCCAAUCAAUGUAUUUCAUUAUAUAACUGGAAGCUAGGGUACACAAGGAAGUUUGUACAAUUUUCUUCCAUAAAUACAGUCCUUAAGAUAAAAGAAAUGCAACUUGCAAUUUUUUUUAUGAGUUUAGAAUUAGACAUCAGUGCACUGGGAACUAAUCCUGCACUAAGCAUCCUUGACUUAAAGGAGGAAACACUCCAAAUCCUAAUAAUUGUACAAAAGUUGUUCCCACUAGUUUGUGCCCUUUGGGGAUUUUGUGUAGAAUCUAGUUUUUACUGUUCUGCUUUAGAGUGCAGAGGCCAACAACUUGGCAUUGACUGGAAAAUGCAGUAGAGAGUUGUACAUGGUGACAUAUAAAACUUCAAUAAGCAUAUCUUCCAUGUAAAGUAUGAGCAGAGUUGAAAUAUCUGUGAUGGAGAACUUAUUUAAAAGGUUGUUUUGUCAUGCUUGAGAAUGGAACAUUUAACUUUGCAUUGCGUUGUUCCUGUUCUGACACCUAAAAUCUAUAUCCUAUAAUCUAGCAUUUUGUUAUGAAAACUGUAACAGGUCAUGUAAGGAAAAGUUAACAGCUUAUUCGUAUUCUUUUCUCUUUUUAAAAUUCAAAUAUAAUUUAUGCAGCUGUUUUCUACUGUCUUCUGUUGUACAAGAUUUCACUGAUAAAAGUCGUCUCUGCACGGCAAAGCAUCCCUUGAGGCAAUACAAAGUUGACUUAGAUCAGGGUUGGGGAAUGUGUUACUAGAUUUUUAGUUCCCAUAAUUCCUGUCCAUUCACCAUGCUGGCUUGGGCAGAUAAGUGUUGAAGUCCAAAUAUAUCUGAAGGGCUACAAGCGCCCCUUUCCUGAGUUAGACUAUAUCCAAAUUACAAAAGUGGUGGUACACACUGGAUCAGUGUUUCCUAAACCUCUGAUAGCUGAGUCACCCUUAUUUUCUUCUAAAUCAACACAGGAGGCGUACUACACUCUUAAUACUAUGUGUGUGUGUGUGUGUGUGUGUGUGUAUAUAUAUAUAUAUGAGAGAAAAUAGCAUAACAAGGAUUAGAGAAUUGCAGAGGUGAAAUGGUGAAAUGGGAGGCCUUUUCUGAGGACAGGUAAUUCUGUUCUUUGCCUGUAUCAGGUGAAAUCACUUGCUCCUGAUGCAAAGACUCAGCAGUGUUGCCUGCAUUUGUAGAAGAAGACUGACUGGAAAGCACUGGUUGCAGAGCCUCAAAAGAGCUCUUCAUUAUUAAUUUCUUAUGGCACACUACUAGUUCUUUUAAGGUGCACUAACGUGUCCCAACACACAGUUUAGGAAUGGCUGGAUUAGAGCUGUUCCAAAGACCCUUGUUUCCAUUGGUUAAUACCAUUAUUGCUUUUGUUAAGUUGCUAUAGCCCAAGGUGGAGCAAUCCAGAUCUCUAACCAGGCAUCUGACGGCGUUCAGGGGUUGCAGACAUUAACAAUGACAAAUUCAGGAGCUCCUCAGCCCGGUGCUACAAUUGUACAAUAUGCAGCCCAAACAGCUGAUGGCACACAACAGUUCUUUGUACCUGGGAGUCAAGUUGUUGUCCAAGGUAUGCUUUCAUUUUAUAUUUGCUUUUAAAUGGCAUUUGUAUGUCUCUAUUUGUUUUGAACUCUUAAUAGAUUUUUCAACAGAAAAGUGGGCUAUAAGUAGCCAGCAAAUAACAAACAAAAACAUGGAAAAGACCCUCUUCCCUUAACAGAAUACAACUACAAAAUGACAGAGUUAAGGUAAAAUAUUUAAUGAUGAACUUACAAACAUGAAAAUAAAGUUUAAUGAAGCAGUGUACUUACAUAGCAUGGAUUCUUGGAUAAAUGGAUGAUACAGUAACUUAGUCUGAAAUGUUGAGGUGGGUGCAAUGUAUUUCUGUAUAUAAUUUGAUCAAUGUUGGCCUUUUCACUGUGUGAGUGGCUCCUGCAGGACAGGAGGUCCUGCAUUGGAAAGUCUUAUUUUUGUUCCUUUUUGAUGUAUACCUUUACUAGGACACAAGGGUUGUUUCUGUGGUCUUUUGGAUGCUAUGCCAGGGAGUAACUUGUUCCCUUUAUAAUCCUCUUCUUGCUUUGAAAAAGUCUCUUGCACUUUACUUUCUGCCUUUCCUCUAAUAGACAUGAAAGAAGGGUUUGUUUUAAUGUAGAUGGUAGAACAGUUGGUAACUUCAACUCAAGUACCACAUUUAAAAGUCAAGAGUCUGCGAAAUUCAAGCUCUCUUUAGAGGUUGGCAAAUUUGCAUAUAACUUAAUGCACUCUGAAGUAGUAGGUUCUUAUGCCUCCUUGCCUUGGAUGUAAUGUCCAGAGAUGAAGCACAUAAUACACAGAAGUCUGAUAAUCUGUGAUCUUUACCAGGCAAAAUGAGAGAGAUUUGCAAAUUGUUGUUGUUUCGAUUUUGUUACAAGCAAGUAGUAUAUAAAUUUUGUUAAUAAAUAAAAUAGCCACAUACUCUUCAGCUACACAUUGUGCCCAGCUUAUGGUGACAAGGGCACAUUCUGUCAUGCUAUACUACUGUGUGUUGCUUAUGUACAAUGGAUGAUGUGUGAGUAGGAAUUAGAUUAAAUGUUUCUUAGUCUUAGACAUAACAAUAAACUGCAAGAUGAUCCUAAGAUGCUAGUGUGAAGCCACAAAGAAGCAGGGUCAAGAGUAUUCUAUUAUUAUUAAGUAAUUAAAUUUCUAUACCGCCUUUCAUCUGAGGAUCACAGGGUGGUUUACAAUAUAAACAUGGAAAAAAUACAUAACACAAAAACAAACAAAAACAACCCCCCUCCAGCUUAAAAAGCCAUAGAUUGUUUAAUUAGCCAAAGGCCUGGGAUAAGAGGAAUGUUCUUGUCUGGUGCUUAAAGAUAUAUAAUGAAGGUGCCAGGUAAAAGUUGUGUUCAAAAGUGGUAAUCUCAUUUAAUUCUAAUCUCAUUUAGUUACCAGUUUCCCCAAAGGAAAUGGCUCGGACUACAGCUGCCUCAGUUGACAGGUCACAAUAAACCAGUGUUGCUGGGUUAUUAUGGUUUGCUAGGAAAGGGAAGUGUGCUGUUGAACACUGUCAAAUUACACCCACUUCUCUCCUUCCCUGAUGCAAGCAGGAUAAACAAACCAGGAAGCCAACAAUUAUGACUGACUUCCUGUAACAUCCAAACCCAGGAUUGUGGCUUGCUCCCCAACUAGCCAGUACUCCUAAACCAACAGUUUUAGUCUGGUUAGCAAUACUGGCUUGGUAGGUAGGAAGAAACAAUGAUCUGAGGUCUAGACCUCAUGGAAAGCUGAGCUUAAUUAUGACGUUCUGGUUUGUUUAUCCCACCGGGGAGGAGGAGUGAAGUAGGAGCCAUCAGACAAUAAAUCCUGUUUGCAAUAAACCAUGAUAAGCAGCCACUUUGUGAACACUACCUGGAAAGCUGCUACAAUAAUGAAAAGAGAUUGCUAACUUCUCUUGUGCACAGAGUAAACCAGGCCUGUUGAGCAAAAUAGGAAGGAGGUUGAGAGAGAGGAUAUGAGGGUGAAAUAUAGUUGGAGUCGAGAGUGGAUUCCAUGCUCUUUAUUCAGCUCAUAGUAGUGAGGAGGAAUGGAAGUUCCCCCAAAAUAUCUGCUUUAUAUACAUUAUUUACACAAUGGGCUGCACAUGAUUGGCUAAUUCCGGGAUUUUCCAUAGGCCAAUCAGGUUGUGGAUUCACUUCCACCUGGAGCUGGAUUGGGUGGCUCCUGCGGACCAAUCAUACUGCUGCAUUGUUCUAGGACCAAUCAGACUGCUGCAUUUUGGAUCCUAUUGUUCUAGGACCAAUCAGACUGCUGCAUUUUGGAUCCUAUUCAACUCAGUACAUAACAGAGGGUUUCUGAAAAUACACCUGGGUGGACAUUUACACAACAAAGCAAAGGCACCUCUUACAUUAACUUCAGCACUGGAGUACUUUCCUUUUGCACUCUUGUGUUGCCUCUUCAGUGACGUGGAAACUAAGCCAGGGGUGGACAGACUUCAGGCUCAAUGGAACUAAUUUGAUUUUGACUAUAACCUCCAGAUCUACCAACCAGAGCCAGAUCAGAAUGAUGGCACAGGGGGACUUCCGCACACUUAGAAUUGCUGCUCAGCCAAGGCAUUUGUUCUCACUGAUGUUGCAGCGCUUUCUCACACAAAUCCAUUCCUGCUUUCCCCACAAGCUUUCUUCAUUUCAGCAAGCUAAUUGUGUGUGUGAGAGCCUUCUAGUUGUUGCUAGUGCUAAACCUCUGGGAGUCUAAAGCUCCUGCUGAUCCACUGAAAACCCAGUGAUUUACCUGUAGAUCCCAAUCUAUCUUCUGCCUACCCUGUACUAAAGCACUUCUGUUCCUUUGCUGCUGCUUCUGUUCCAUGCUGAGGACCGAAAUAUGCAUGAUACUUUUUAUAGCAACAACCAUAUACAUUUGGUGACUCCUGUGAUUGCACUCCAUUGUCAUCACACCAGAGGCUGAAUGGAACUCUGGUUCCUAAAACUGCAUAUGAGAGCCUCUUACUCCAAGUAGUUUAUAUACAAGUGGUUAUUGCCCCGUAACAUUCUUCAAUGGAGUCCCUAUAAUAGUUGUUUGCCUUGAUGCUGGAAAGAGUCUAUGUACAGAAAUGGGAGAGGCUCACAACAUGGCUGUUGGAGACAAGAAGAAAUUCCUAUCAGCCACAAAAUCUGCAGGAAAAUAUUUAUGAGAGGUUAGUGUGAACUGAUGGGUUUGGAGAAAAUCCACAUCAUCUUUUUUGUCUCUUAGUAGUUACCAAGAGCUGUGCAAUUUUUAUCAUGUGCAAGUUUGCCGAGGGCAACAUGCCUUGAAAGGCAGGGUGGCAAUGCAUGAAAAGUAGAUAAAUAGCAAUGGAAAAGUUAUUCGGGUGGGUUUAUAUUCAUGCUUGCUCAGAAGUGAGGAUAAAGGUAAGAACAUACUGCCCCGAGGGUCAGAGGUACUGUGCCUCUGAAUGUCUGUUGCAGGGAAACAGCAGUCCACAGAGGAUAUUGCCUUUAUGUCUUGAUUGUGGGAUAUCUGGUUAGUCAAUGUGAGGAACAGGAUGCUGAACUUGACAAUCUUUGCUCUGUUACCUGGUUUUGCAGAGCUGAAAGAAGGCACACUCUAGCCUCUGUCACUAGCUAGGUGACUUAGGACCAACUGGGAGGCUGCUUCCCCUGCCUCCCAGGUAGAAAAUUAGGACAAAAAGGAGACCAACCUGACUCUUUCCACUAGCUAGUGAAGAAGCUUCCUUUCCUCUUCCCUCCCCUUUCCUUUCCCCUUUUGUAUCACGUCUAUUAGACUCUGAGCAGGGGCUGUUUCAUCUUUUAAUAUAUGUAUAGUGCUUGGAGAAAUGUAGGUGUUUUAGUAAAUGUUAAGUUGUCAUCAUCAUGAAGCAGGAGGGCUCCUCUUACCGUGUCUUGACUGUCUAGUAUGCCACAAAAGUCAACAUGGUACGAAACAGUUCUAUUCUGGCUUGCCAACUUUUAAUUCAUACAGAUACUGAAUUGCAUUAUUGUUUAAAGUACAGUUUUCAGAACCUUUAUUUUGAAAAGCGUUGGCACCGAAAUAACAUCUGCCCUUGCUGCAGAUGUGUCUGUGGAGCCUGAUUUAUAGCCGGCUCCCUGGAUCUGUGCCUGCCUUUGUAUUGCGGGGAGAGCGAAGCUAGGCUAUAUAAAAAGUCUGAAGUGAUUGUUUGUUAGCAAAGGUUUUCCCUGGGCUCCUGUUUCAACGAGCUGUUCCAGUGAGAAAGCACAUUAAUGACGGGGUAGGCUAGUGAGGUCAUUAUGAUGUCAGUGCUGGAGCUUGUAAUCCUGCACAUGCUUGCUUGUUUGGAACAUUUCAUGUUCUGCUGGUGGCAGAGGAGAAGCCUUUGAGCAGACGCUGGCCAUGGCUGUAACCAGAGACGAAACCGGUAGGCAAUUCUGUAAGCUUCUUUUUCGAAAGGGGAAAUUGGGGCUGUAGACCUGCUCACAGCUGGGCUGCUGAAAUCCCAUGGAAUCUGUGCGAUUUAGGCAGCCAAACUGCAAGCGGGGGGAAUUGUUUGCUAGAACACCCAGCGACAGUGUUGCUGGACUAGAGCACUUAGUUACCAAGCACAUUUUUUUUUAUAGACUCCUGGAAGCUGUCAUUAACAUUUCUUUAGCUGAUGCAGCAUUUUAGUUAGUUAGACCGAUGGGUGCUCUUUCAGUUCUUGUGCUGUUUUUCCUUGCUAACGUGAGCUUUGAAGCAAUCCUUUUAUUUAAGCAGUGAGAACAAGGAACUUGUCUCCCUUGGUGCUUUUUUAGAAUGAUUAAACAGCUUGGAAGUAUAUGAAAGCUUGCUUCUUCAGCUUCCGGCAGCCAGUGUGUAGUUGUGUGGACUGUGCUCACUUCAGCCAUGUAAUCGGUCUUCCAUCUCUGACAGGUAAUAAAGAGCAGAAAUGAAAUCUGAGUGACCCGCGUGGGUGCUCCAGCAGUGCUUUGGGCUUUAUGAUUUAGUUAUUUUGCGCCUCCUCCACUCGAAAAACUGCCUGUUCCACAGCAGAGUUCAGCAGGCUGACGUCAGAUAGAUUUCCUGGAAUCGCGUUUCAGCGGGGCUGGAAAAGUUAAACUCCACAAACAACAAACACAUUGACGUCAGCUGCGAGUCAUGCUGUGAUUUAGUCAGUUCCUUUCUGCUUCAACCAGUGCUGCCGCCGCCGCUGGCAUGUUUGUUACAGCGUUAAUUCAGUAGCCUGCAUGCUGUCUCUGGAGCUAAGUAAGCCUGGCUUGUGUGUCUUUUGUUUGUUUGCUGAUCCAACUGGAUAUUUUCUUUAAAUAAUAGAAUUAAAAGACCUCAGGCUCACAUGAGCCAAAGGACCAGGAACAGUGCAGCAGACUUGCACGAAGUUUAUAAUCCUUGUGGUAAAGGUUGCUAGCCGUGUGUGGAGGGGAGUGUGGGUGAAACUCAUAUUUCUGUUAUAUGUAGCAUGCCUGGUUCUGCUUGCCAGUACUGAGUGGCUGGUUUUUAAAAAAAAAUAAUAUUUGUGGUGGGAGUCAGGAGCGGACUGAUGAUUCCUUGCACUUACAGUUUUUGUACCACAGGAUAUUUGGUUAUUUUAUGAAUUAUUGUUUAGUUACAGAAUGAAACCUGGAUUCACCCCCCUCCCCAGUUCAAUUUAUAUAGCAAAAAAACAGUAACAGAUAUAAACAUUGCAGAUAGCCAUAUUGAUACCUGGGAGGGUGGGGUGGGCAAAAAUCCAGAAGACACAGUUGAGUAAAAAAAUAUAUAUUAGGGCCAAGUAAAAUGUCUCAGAGUAAUGGAGAAGCUUUGGAGUUCUCAAUAUUUUUUCUGGAUGUUAAAAUUACAAAAAGGGGUAUGUAUGGGGGAGCAUGGGGGGGGGGACAAGUUUGGAAUAAUGGACAAGACCAGAGUUCUCCAGUUUGUUUCAGUCUUGAGGUGGAGUUCUGUAAGCAAAGCUUGAUUAAAUGACACCAUGCAAUGUCCAAAUAGGUUCCAGGUUGCGGUAAGGGUAAAGGGGAACAAUGACACAAUGGCUGUUGUGCUUUUCUCAAAUUGAAACUUGGCAAAAGUUGAACAGUGUAUACAUUUUUGGAAAUUUAUUUAUUUACUUCAUAAAAUUUAUACACUGUUUGAUUGGGAAAAAAACAACAACACCCUCAAAGCAGCUCACAUAAUAUCAGAAUAGCAUCUGUUUACUUCUGCAUUUUUGCAUGCUGUUUUAAAGCCACUUUUCUCACACGGGAAUUUAAAAUGUUAAUAGUCAGCAGUGUCAAAACUUCAUAAUAUGGUGGGGGGUGGGAGCAGAGGAAGAAUGAUAUCACUGACUGGAACAUUAAUCCCUACCUGUGUAAAGCUACCAGACUGCAGCCUGAUAAAUUUAAUAAAUAAUAAUAAUUACAGCAGCGGCCAUUCAUAUACUUAUUGCUGAUAUUUGUAAAUACUUUACAAACUGCAACAAAAACAGACACCCCCCCCCCGAAAUGGAAGUAGGAGCAAAAAAAACAAUAGGGUGAAUGAGAUUCCUGCUCCCCAAAAUGCUUUUCUUAUGACCAUAGGAAGAGACAGCACCAUAGCUGUCAACGUUUCCCUUUUUUUAAGGGAAAUUCCCUUAUUCCGAAUAGGAUUCCUCACAAGAAAAGGGAAAAGUUGACAGCUAUGGACAGCACAUCUAAAUGUUCAGUCUUUAUGUCCCUGAAAUUCCCUGAAGAAGGACUAGCAGGGUAAGACAUUCAUUAGAAUAUUAUCUCUUUUAUCUGUCCUACUGCUUUUUCCUCCUACUUCCCCAUACUUUACAAAGAACAAUAUUGGACAUUGCUUGGUAGUGGUCACCAUGACAACAGAUUCAAUAUAUAAUAAUUGCAGAAUUUAUCUGGCUGCAUUGACAUUUGUUCUGUUAAAGGACAGAAGGAAGAAAAUGUACUUUUUGAUAUUUACUUGCAUUUAGCUAUUAACUAUGUUUAGCAAAAGUGAGGUAGAGCCCAAGCAAAAUCUGCCACUUUGGCAGCCCAUCCCACUUUCUGUGAUCAUUGGCUUCGAGAGAUCAAGAGAGCAUCCAUCUGUCUGGACAGACCUAGGCUGACCUGAGGUUCUUGCUUCCUACAUGUGAGGUCUUGAAGGCCCUGUUAAAAUUCUGUUUAAAAAUCCCUGUGUUUUCUGGAGUUACUGAUUGCUGGUACCUCUCAAAAUAGGCCUGCAAAAUAUGUGACCCUGGCUGAAAAUGGCCUCCAACAGCUAUAUAUAGUGGCCUGCCAGGGCUUGAGGAACUUAGUUGCCCACUGAUUAGGUAACUUAUUUGGUAGAGCAUGAGACUCUUAAUCUUAGGAUGGUGGGUUCAAGACCCAUGUUGAACAAAAGAUUUCUUCAGUUGCAGGGGGUUGUACUAGAUAACCCUUGCGGUCCCUUCCAACUCUACAAUUCUAUGGUUUCUCUUUUGAUUGUUUUUAUUUAUUUAUAUUUAUGGAAAUAUUUAUAAAAAAAUACCAGAGUGGUUUACAGCAAUUUUUGCUAUUGCUUAUAAAUUAAGUCACAUCUAUAGUGUGAUAAGCCCUAUGUAGAGUAUAGUAUAAAGUCCCAACACUUUGUCACAGAGAUGGAGAAAUGUCUCCUAGCUGCUAAGGAGAGAGCUUUUUCAAUACAGUCAUACCUCGGGUUGAAUAUGCUUCAUGUUGAGCACGUUUGAGUUGUGCUCCACAACAACCCAGAAGUAACGGAGUGCGUUACUUCCGGGUUUCGCCACUCGUGCAUGCGCAGACGCUCAAAAUGACGUCACGCGCAUGCACAGAAGCGUUGAAAAGCCGCGUGCGCGUGCGCAGACGUGCUGUCGCUAGUUACGUUUGCUUCUGGAUGCGAACGGGGCUCCAGAACGGAUCCCAUUCGUAUCCAGAGGUACCACUGUAGUGGCUUCCCAGCUGUACGAUGCCUUCUUCAGAAAAGCUCACUUCACAUCUACAUUGUGGUAUUGUCCAUCCCACCUUUUUAUUUUCCUGGGCAUCUUAGUUUUUGAUUGUCUUUGUUUUAUAAGAAAACAUGUUUGUAGUGCUUUUUAGACCUUUGAACAUUUCUGUGUUGCUGGUUUUCUCUGCAGUAAACAAUGCACUUUUUGUUCUGUUUGCACUUGAAUAGACGGAGAACGUUCUUGUCUGCAUCUUAUCUGUAUGAGCAUUUUUAGGCUGUCCAUCAUCCACAGAUCUCAGGGUAUAACUUUAAAAUAACACCACCACCACAUCCAUAUUAAGUAAAUAAAGAUCAGGUAAAAAUACCAAGUUUAAACUACCAAAAUGAACUUCAGCAGCAGACUAAUAUCCCCAAACUGCUUGGGCAAAAAAGCAGAUCUUAGCCAGGUGCUGAAAUGUCAAAACUUUUGUGCCUGGGGAAAGGCAUUCCGUAACUGGGGCGCCAACAACUGAGAAGGCCCUAUCUGUGACACUGCAGUGGUGGGACAAUGGGAGAACCUCCUCUCCACCCCCCCACCCCAAAUCUAAUGCACUGGUCACAGAAUGUGAAUUAAGUUCUUCCUGGUAUUCGAAACCAACAUGCUAACCAACGUUUUAGAUCAUGGAACUGUGUGACAUUUCUUUUGUGUCAUUUUCUUCUUUUGUCACAGCUGCUACAGGUGACAUGCCAACUUACCAGAUCCGAACUCCAACCACAGCCUUACCUCAAGGGGUAGUCAUGGCAGCAUCCCCAGGAACGUUGCAUAGCCCACAGCAGCUCGCAGAAGAAGCAACGCGUAAAAGAGAGCUAAGGCUCAUGAAAAAUAGGUAUUGCUAUUUCAAGAAAAAGCAAUGAGUUGAAUUUACUUUCAAGAGCUGAUGACAGGAAAGAUGGGGGUGGUAAAUCAGUAUAGUUGCUAAGGAACAUUUUCCCAAAGAUAAAAUUGGCCAGUGGGUUUUUCCACGUAAUUUACUGGGGAGAAGAGGGCAAUGCCUUCUCUCUUUAUUGCUGAUGACCUUUGCCGUUGAAUACUAUACAGUUGCAUUACUGAAUCUCUGUGGCUUUUAAAGCAGGGUUCCUCAGUCUGGUGCCCCCCCAGAUGUUUGGCCUACAACUCCCAUCAGCUCUAGCAAGCAUGGCCACGCUGUCUGGGGAUCGUGAGAGUUGUAGUCCAACAAAUUUGGAGGACCCCAGGUUGAAAAAAGCUGCUUUAGAACAACUGUUCUCCAAAGGCCGAACAGCCAAACUUCCACCACUUCAUGUGGUAGCGGAUUUGAAACAGGCUGUGGCUGUUUGGGACAAGAGUCAGCCUAGUCUGUGCAGGUUUCUAAGUCCACCAACCUGGCGACUAUCCAAAUAGAAAAAAAACACAAUUCCUUCACUUGCUAUGGGGAUAUAAAUGGCAACAAACCUCCUGAAAUUCCUUAUGAGAUCAUGGAAAGCUUAGAUUACCUUUGCUUUAUAGUUCCUGAGGGGAGAUAGGAGGUUAAAGUAAAGGUAGGUUAUUGAAUUUAUGUAUUGCUCCCCGCUGAAGAAGUCCUGAAGCGAUUUACAACCAAGUAAAAUAUAAAAUAACAGAAUUGUAUGAACACAGGGAGAGCAUUCCAUAAACAAGGGGCUACGACAGAGAAGGCCCAUUCUGUCUUUGUCACCCUCUGGACCUCCCUCACACACUGGUGGCUUUUGGCAAUGCAUAUUAUUGAGUGUUUUGUAGAGUUCUCCCCCUUAAGAUCUAUAGCUUAUGAAAUGCUAUAUUCAGUAUUUUCAUAUAUUAUACAACUAUAUAUGGUGUAGAUGUGGUGAGAGGUUAUAUUUAUGCAUUUCUCUUAUUGCCAGUGUUUCUGAUUUUGAGGCAGGCAAUUUCAGUGUAGCAUCUGCUUCUAUAAAGGAAGGGUGGAAGUGUUUUGCUUAAUUUGAGGGGUAUUCUGUUAACUUCCCAUCAGCUGAUUUCGUGUCUGUUACAGCAAAAAAAAAAAAUUGCUGUGGGAUGUCUCCCCUCCCCCCUUUUGUGGUGGUGGUCAGCUUAAUUGUGCUAUUUGUGUGUCUUGUUUUUGGUGUCAGUGCAUGACCUCUGCUAUUAAUGUCUGCUGUUGGCAUGCGCUUUGUAGGAAAAGUUGUCUCAAUUGCAACUAACCCUGCCAUUGCUCACUGCAUCCAUGGUAUUGCUUUUUCUCAUGCCCUUUGUCUUAAGUUGCUCAUCCAUAAAAAUUCAUGCCUUAGAUUCCAGAUGUUUGCGCUCUCUUUUUCUCUUUCAUUCUCUUACCAGGUUUAGCCUUGUGUCUGCCAUCAGUAACACAUGUGUUACACCAAUUAACACAACACACACCAAUUUUUCUUAAGGUGUACUUUCUUUCUUUCUGUAUAAAUAAAUAGCUAGUAGGAUCCCAGCUUGAGUGUGCAGAUGUUUCUAGGGGGAAAUCUUGCCCACCCCCACGUGCAAGCAGAAGUGCCUUUUGUUCGUGAACCCUACAAAGAAAAGGGUGGAUCCCACCCUAUAAAAUCUCCCUAGCUUUUAGGUGAAUUAACACAAGUUGAUAGCUGAUGGCAUGGCUGAAAGCUUCUCACUGUUGCUUGUUUGGGCUUAUUUACAAUAUUUAUAUACUGCUUUUCAACAACAACAAAAAUGUUCUCAGAGCUGUUCACAUAGGUGACUUUCAAACAUGCUUCAGUUAAGCUGUUUUGAGUCUCAGAGGAGGAGAGAAGACGCUUCAGAUUGUUAACCGAGUGCCCAAAAUAGUAUGAAAAAAUGUGCCCAUAACAGCAAAUCCAAGAUGGAAGGUUCCCAUAUUUACCUAAAGAAGAGCUGGAUCUUAUUGUAUACACCUUCGAUGGAAGGGAUGGACUUUCCCUUCCUUUGUAAAGAGCACAACACGUUUGUUUAAAUGCUGUUCCUGUCAUUUGGCCAUAGCUGGUAUAGUAAAGUGGCUUAUAAUUUGAACUGUAGCUAGUAAACCUCCAGCUGGUCUGCUCAGCCAUGAACUUACUAGGGAGUCAGGCAAGUCAUGCUCUGAGUUGCAGGUAGGGCUAAGAUGCAGCACAUCACACAGUGCUUUGGACGCUCUUAAGAGAUAAGCUAUAAUAGUUAUUUUAAAACUUAAGAUCCGAAGUGCAAACCCAUUCGGGUUCCUUUUAAUGCCUUUAUAACUGAUUUGACCUUUUGCCCAAAACAGGAUUUUGAGGGGCAAAAUUUCAGUCUGGUAUCUAGACUUCAGUCUGAAGAGAAAGCAUGACAUUGAUCUUUGCAGACAGUUUAGUUGAUAACAUUUUGGCAGACGUAGGCUUCAGCCCCCUGUUUAUGCAUGCGAAUAUGGCAAAUUAUGGAAACAGAUGAGGUGGGAUGUUUGUCAGUCCUGUGCUUUUUGUUCUAAUGCGAGUUUUGAUGUAGCAAGCGGUGCUUUGUUAACAUCUGAAUAGAACGCUGUCCAUCCAUCUGUGUUGCAAUUUUCUCACUCUGAAUAUGCUACGUUGACGCUGUUCCUGUGUUUAUCAUCAAGCUUUUCCCGCUGCUCUGCAUUGUCUGUAGAAUUGGUGGUGUGAUUGUUGUACAGUUUACCAAUUUGGCACUUGCUGAUUUCAGCUUUUCUGGUGCUGGAGGUUCUUUUUUUUUAAUCCUGGUUGUCAUUGUGCUGUGCCUUUUCCUAUAGUCAUUUGCCUUGUGUUGGUUCCAGGGAAGCUGCUCGUGAGUGUCGCAGGAAGAAGAAGGAGUAUGUCAAAUGUCUUGAAAAUCGCGUGGCUGUGCUUGAGAACCAAAACAAGACUCUCAUUGAGGAACUCAAGGCCCUCAAAGAUCUUUAUUGCCAUAAAGCAGAGUAACUGGCAAUGGGCAAUGGACCUUUUUUUUUUUUUUUUUUGCUAAAAAUGCUAAUCAAGGCAUGAGAUGAAGCAAUUCUACAGAUUGCCAUGUGGCCCUUGAGGAAGGGACAGUGUGUUGCCCUUGCAAUCCCAGUUGUCCUUAGGUGUUUUUGAAAAGUUGUUCUAAAUUUUGGAAAGCAUAAUGGUGUCCAUCUUAUAUUGACCAUCAUCACUGCGUUCCCCUGUCCCCUCCCUGCUCCCGCCACUCCAGUAGCAUGCCAAAAAGUGUUUUUGUUUGCCCUUUUUACUUCUGCUUUUUUCAGGGAGGCUGCAAAAGAAUGUCGACGGCGGAAGAAAGAAUAUGUGAAAUGUCUGGAGAGUCGUGUUGCGAUGUUAGAAGUUCAAAACAAGAAACUUAUAGAAGAGCUAGAAACCUUAAAAGACAUUUGCUCUUCCAAGACAGACUAGUAUCAAUACUGAAACUGUGAACUGGCUACAGCAUGUACAGAUGCUUCUGCAGGCAAUGUCUAGUCAACAAGAAUUAUGACUUUUCCUUUGUAUCAUUUGUCUUCUACUCCAGCCUCUAACAUUCCUGAAACGCUGCAUUUUUGUAGAUUCUUAAUUGAAACUUCAGGUGUCUUUCUGAUCCAGAAAGAGUCAAAUGGUUAAGGCAGUGUCUGUUCCAUCUUUUCAAAGUGCAACAUGUGUAAGAGCUGUUCCUCUGCCCAAUCUUUGCAUUAAUUACUUUAAAUGUAUAAUUUUGGUUGUUCCCACUUGCACCAGUAUUUUAAAGUGAUCAAAGAUAAUGCAUCCAACACAAUAAAAUGAAAACCACCCUAAGUAUCUCAGGAAAGAGUUAUAUAUAUAAAUAUAUAUAUAAAGGUAUGUUGUAAUGACAUACAUGUAUUAGAAUACUAGUUUACAAAUGAAUUUAUGGCAUAUUUUUAUAUUCAUCACUUUGUGAAGAAAGUAUUGUAUUGCUGUCACUGAGUGCCAUGGUUGAAACUAGUUUUUAAAUAGAACCAUGUUGGUUAAACUUUGUAGUGUUUGGUGUUUAUUUGAACAUCUGGCCCAGCUAAGAAAUUUUAAAAUUUAUGCUGCAUGUUAUGAAGUAAUUUUAGCAGACAUAUAUUUACGGUGUGUCUUAUAUUUCAUAAGCUACCACCAGAAUUGUAAUGCAGGGAUUUAAAAUCUGCUCAUGCUCGGACCCACUGUUUGCACAAAGGCUACUUGUAAAUAAUACUGGCGCUGGUAUUUUUAAAGGUCUGUGUCAUACCAAUGAUUCCCUUGUCAUCAUCUUCCAGGCUAAGCAAUCUUGUUUAAAGGGUAUUUCACACAACGUGCACAACCAUGGUUAGUCAGCUCUACUCAGUGGCUGUUGCCUGUCAAAAUCUUAUUAAAUACCCCAAGUGGGAGGUGAUUUUUACUGUUUGAAAUGUGCUGUGGAUGUAAACCACAUUUGCUGAAGGUGAUUUAUUUCUUGUCCAUCUAAUCAAUAGAAGUGCAAAGUGUUUCUCUCCACUGCCAUCCUCCGUGCUAUAUUCAUUUGGCUAUAUUGCUUUGCAGUUGUGUGACGCCAGUCUCUCUUGUGUUUCCUCCUGGCCUACAUUCCCACGCCUGCUUAGUUGAAGCAGUGUUUCCUGCUGAUCUGGAGCUAUGAAAAGAGAAAGCACAUAGGGGCAUCCAGCAACUCUUCAGGAACUGUGUACACGCCACACAUUUAAAGCACAUUUCCUCCCCACCCCCCAAAACAGAAUCUUGAGAACUGUGACUUGUUGAGGGUGCUGGGGGUUGUAAUUCUAUGAGGGGUAAACUACAGUUUAUCAAGAUAUGCUUUAAACAUGAGAUGUGUAUGCAGCCACAAUUGCUGUCACAAACAGGAGCUAGGGGGGGAUUUCCUUUUGCGUGAACAUAGCCGUGCUUCCUUUCCCUCUGAUAGCAUCCUUGGGCCUUUUUUAAUGCCUGCAGUUGAACCGGAUAGAGUAAAAUCACAAAAGACUUUGCAAACAAAUAUUUUGAAAACAAAUACUAGAACAGAUUCAUUCCAAGCACCUUCUUAGAUGAUGAACUGUGGAUAUGUGCUGUAAUUAAAAUGAAUUGCAGUUUAUUCUUCUGUUUUUAAAAAAUGAAAUAAAAGCAGUAAACAACGAGUACCAAUUCUACCGAUUUGAUGAUGGAUCUGCUAGAAGAAAUUCCUCUAGUUGGCUGCCAUUUGCUUUUCAGAAGAUAGUGGAAAAAAGAUAUCUGGAGCAAUUCUCAAGACUUCAGCUCAUCGCAUUUGGCAAAAAAAGACAAGUGUUUCAGUUCUUUUAAAGCAUAUGUGAAGUGCAAUAAAUAUGUCAUGGUGAGGUAGGUACUUGUUGCUUCCACUUUACAAAUGGUAAACUUGAAGCUGAGAAAUUGCAGUGUGUCCAGGCCUAGUCAAUGAAAACGUGCAAGGAGACCCUGGAACUCCUGUCUUUUGCAAACAGGUUAUUCAGACAGCUACUACAGGCUGCUCCAAAGCAGAAGGACUUGAUAAAUGUUUUAUGUGCCAUAGAAUCCCAGAACUGUAGAACUGGAAGGGACCCUGAGGAUCAUCUAGUCCAAUCCCCUGCAAUGUAGGAAUACGCAAAUUCCCCAUAUGGGAUUGAACCUGCAACCUUGGCAUUAUCAGCACCAUGCUCUAACCAACGGAGCUAUCCGUGGAGUUAACUGGGCAGCAGCAAAUCGUUAGUACAUGUAGUUCUAGAGGUUUAUUGGAAGGAAUGCCUUAUCAUUUCAAGUUCACAGCUCUAGCCAGACAAAACAACAGGCAAGGGAUGUGGCAGUUAACCUUCAAUAAAAUAAAGCACACAGUGUUAGAGAAGAACAAAAUACUUGCUUAGAAAUAGGGUACUAAAGGUCUAAUGAGUACGUAAUUCUUGCAAAAGCUUAUAGAAUUGGCCAGUAGCUUUUGUUAUAGACUCAGUGAGAUUGAUAAAGAUAUUCAUAGUAAAUAAUAAAGGAUUUUGUCUGUUUCCACACUAUUUUUACCUACAGUUUUACUAACAGGUGCUCCUAGAGGUCAGACGUCUUACAUUUUAGUAAAAGCACACGCAAUGAGGAUUCCAAUUGUUCUCCAUUUUUAUAGAAAUGUUUGUCCCCAUGUGUGCUCUGUUCUUUAACCUCCUCCAGCGUCCCGCUGAUCUUGUGAGGUAAGUCAUAACUCCUUUUUUUCCUGGUUUUGUUUUACCAAGAAGUAUCACCAGCUGCGAGUUGGUAACUUAUCCAAAGCCAUCUGAUUUCAGUCUAAUGUUCUAAAUGCUACGUUUAAUUUGAUUUCGCCAGUGAGAGGAAGUAGGUGUUUCCUGUAUAGGUGACUGCUUGAUUCUGGUUCUGAAGCUGCCGGGUCUGUCCUCAUCAGCAUUCUGUUGUAGCAGAAUUGCAGCGCCUAGUGUAUAGGGUUUCGAUCCUGGGUGUUUCCUACUCAUU
This is a messenger RNA of Podarcis lilfordi (Lilford's wall lizard), 32505 nucleotides long. The record is from the annotation of a GenBank genome assembly. NCBI's taxonomy places the organism in Eukaryota, Metazoa, Chordata, Lepidosauria, Squamata, Lacertidae.